Messenger RNA from Exophiala oligosperma, 1872 nucleotides. RefSeq lists its product as uncharacterized. Bases 39 to 1814 code for a protein of 591 amino acids. Gene Ontology annotation, biological process: N-glycan processing. The record is from RefSeq and is a predicted model, not a curated record. The transcript has 2 exons. Gene Ontology annotation, cellular component: glucosidase II complex. Gene Ontology annotation, molecular function: protein binding. Lineage: Eukaryota; Fungi; Ascomycota; Eurotiomycetes; Chaetothyriales; Herpotrichiellaceae.
CUUGAGCUGAUGGGCAGGAUCUCUAACGCUCCAUAGCCAUGAUUCUCUGGAUGCAGUUACUGCUUCUGAGCCCACUGCUCGGCCUAUCGGCAUGGGCAGCAGAAACUCGAGCCUCAGAGUCCUCUCGCCCCCGAGGCGUCGGACCAGAAUUUGCUAAGUUCUACAAAAAGUCCCCCACGGACACGUUCACAUGCAUCUCUAAUCCUUCCAUCACCAUACCAUUCUCCCGUGUCAACGACGAGUUCUGUGACUGCCCAGAUGGUUCAGACGAGCCAGGAACGGCAGCAUGCUCUUACCUCUCUCCUCUGUCGCCUCCACAUUACCAUCCUGGCCCAGACACGGCCGCAGCCAGUUUGAACACCACACUAGCAUUGCCAGGAUUCUACUGCAAGAACAAGGGCCACAUCCCGUCCUAUAUUCAAUUCGAAAGCGUCAACGAUGGCAAAUGUGACUAUGAAUUAUGUUGCGAUGGCUCAGAUGAAUGGGCUCACGUUGGUGGACUGAAAUGUGAGGAUAGAUGCAAAGAGACUGGGAGAGAGUACAAGAAGACCGAGGAAGUCAGGCAGAAAGCCCUCAGAGCUGCGUUGAAGAGGAAGAGCUCUUUGAUUGCCGAGGCCGAGAGAUUGAGGAAAGAAGUGGAAGACCGCAUAGGUACCCUCGAAACUCAGCUUCAAGCCCAGCAACUCAGAGUCAAAGAUGCUAGCGAUAUGCUGAAGGAUGUUGAACGCAGAGAAAAGCUGAGAGUCGUCCGUGGAGAAGCCACUGGGAGAGGAAGCGGCAAAUUGGGUGUUUUGGUCGGUCUGUCCCAGAAUCGAAUCAACGAACUACGAUCACAGCUUGAGAAGACAAAGACUCAGAGAGACGCUAUGUCAGGAAGAGUUACAGAACUCGAGAGCCUUCUUUCCGCCCUGAAAGAUGAGCACAACCCCAACUUCAACGACGAAGGGGUCAAAAGAGCUGUUCGAGGCUGGGAAGACUAUGCAGCUCGUGAGACUGACGACAGCUGGACCGAGGCUGAAGAUCGAGACCUAACAGCCGUGCUUCAGGAGGAUGGCGAAUCAAACGGGAUCAACUGGGCCGAGUUUGAGAACGAGCCAUCAGAGCCAGAGUCUGAUGUUGCAGCCCUGUAUAAAUUCAGCGGAUAUCUGCCCGAUGGAAUGAGAAUCUGGCUAGACGACACGCUCACAUCUAUACGAAAGAUUCUGGUCGAAAACGGUAUCCUCGCCGACAACUCUGGUUCUACAUCUCAGGCUACGGAAAGCAGGGCUGUGCAAGAUGCAAAGAAGGCGCUCGAGGAUGCAGAGCGUGACGUUCGAAAUACGGAAAACGACAUGAAGCGGCAUCAAGAAGACCUAGAGAAGGACUAUGGCCCUGACAACGGCAUCUUCCGUGCUCUCAAAGAUACUUGUAUCUCUCGAGAUAGCGGCGAGUACGAAUACGAGGUCUGUUUCAUGGGCCAAACGAAACAAAAGUCUAGAAAGGGCGGCGCGCAAACUGGAAUGGGCAAUUUUGUGGGAUUUGACACGGAGUACGUUGACGAAAGGAUUAGCGCCGAUGGGAAAGGGCUCGGCACAGGUGAACGGCUAGUCAUGAAAUAUGAGAAUGGUCAGCACUGCUGGAACGGUCCAUCGAGAUCGACUAGGGUCAUCCUUGCGUGUGCGGAAAAGGAUGAGAUUUGGAAGGUCAGUGAAAGCGAAAAAUGCGUAUAUCGCAUGGAGGUAGGCACUGCAGCGGCAUGCGAGCAACCUUCGUCGGGCAAUAAGAGCAAAGCUUCUGCAUCUGAGGAAGGGGAAGGUAGAAAGGAUGAAUUGUAGACUUAUUACUGAAAUUUGGUGAAUGAGCUAUUAGCAUUUGACAGAGCUUUUGUAUAUC